Messenger RNA from Nilaparvata lugens (brown planthopper), 1913 nucleotides. Its product is annotated as tRNA-dihydrouridine(20) synthase [NAD(P)+]-like. Bases 385 to 1725 code for a protein of 446 amino acids. The transcript has 7 exons. Gene Ontology annotation, molecular function: flavin adenine dinucleotide binding; tRNA binding; tRNA dihydrouridine synthase activity. Gene Ontology annotation, cellular component: cytoplasm. Gene Ontology annotation, biological process: tRNA dihydrouridine synthesis. Lineage: Eukaryota; Metazoa; Arthropoda; Insecta; Hemiptera; Delphacidae. The record is from RefSeq and is a predicted model, not a curated record.
AUUCUGUAUCUAUUCUGUGGUCUGGCAGUCGACUUCAGUAAAUUUUAAGGUUAAAAGUAUUCUAAAGAUUAUCUUAUUUUUUAUAAUGUAAAAAUAAUUAGCGAUAGACAAUGAAUUAAACUGGUUUAUAAUUGGCUUUCUUUAGGUUCAAUUUACUAUUAGUUUUUCAGUGUUAUUUAGGAAAUUGAGAUCCACGAAAUACAAUAAUACAUUUUUUCGUUCAAUGUUCAUGCUGUCAGUUGUCAACAACUCUGGCAUAGUGGCAUGGUUAUUAUUAUUUCAUAAUUUUCUCAUUUAAAGAAAAAUAAUGAAACAUGUUUUGCUACUCUGAUUCAGUUUAACUCUUUUAUUGAAAAAUAUUUGAGCUCUGAUACCGGUAUCAAAAUGAGUUGCAGAAAAAAACUUACUUUUAACAAUAAAAAAAUUCUUGCUCCAAUGGUAAGGAUUGGAACUCUACCUAUGAGACUUUUAUGUUUGGAUUAUGGCUGUGAUAUUGUUUAUACUGAAGAAAUUAUUGACUAUCGAUUAAUCAGAUCUGAGAGAGUUGUAAAUGAUCUGCUUGGAACUGUUGACUUCAUCGAUAAAUCCGAUGGCUCACUUAUAUUCAGAACCUGUGAGCUGGAAAAAGACAAAGUUGUUCUACAGUUGGGAACAGCCGAUGCACAACGGGCGUUAGCUGCAGCCAAGCUAGUACUGGAUGAUGUGGCUGGAAUUGAUGUGAACAUGGGCUGCCCGAAGGAGUUCUCUGUGAAGGGUGGCAUGGGCUCUGCUCUCUUAUGUAAGCCAGAUGUAGCCGAAGAUAUAAUGCGAACACUGGUCGAAAACUUGCCAUGCACGGUUACAUGUAAGGUGAGGAUAUUCCCAGACGUCGACAGCACCCUUCAGUUUUGUCAGCGAAUGGCCGACUGUGGAAUCGACGCCAUUGCCAUUCAUGGCCGGAGAAAGGAAGAGCGGCCUCAGUGUGAGAACCAUAAUGAUUUCAUAAGGAUUAUGGCCAAGUGUCUAACAAUACCAGUCAUUGCCAAUGGUGGAUCCCUGGUGAUAGACUCAUACGAAGAUCUAGAUUCGUUCCAGCAGCAAACUGGCAGUAGUAGCGUAAUGAUCGCCAGGGCAGCUCAAUGGAAUUGCUCAAUAUUUAGGAAGAGUGGAAAGUUACCAAUUGAUGAAGUUAUAACUGCAUACCUGAAGUACUGUGUCGACUACGAUAAUCCGACAUCAAAUUGCAAAUACUGCGUACAGAACAUGUUGAGAGAAUUUCAGCACUCUCCAAAGGGAUUAGCUUUCCUUGAGUCUCAUACUUUGGAAGACAUAUGUUCGCUGUGGGAGCUAGGAGAAUACUGCAAGAUGAAACAAAGCGAGCAUCGCAAUCGUGGAGUUCUGUGUAGACGUGAAGCAAUGCCCGAAGGUGUAAAACGAAAUUUGGCAGAGGAAGGUGUAGUGGAAAUGAAAUGUGCAUUCCUCAGGCACUUGUUUCAGACAAAUGACCUGCCCAAAACGCAAUUGCUCACCUGGGCGCGGAGAAAAUUCCAGCGAACCCCUAGUUACGAAACUGAACAGUACGAUAAACGGUUCAGAUCCAUAGUCACAGUCAACAACUCUAAAUAUUCCUCGUCCUUCUGGGAAAAGAAUAAAAGAUGGUCUGAACAAGCGGCAGCUCUAGUUGCUUUGUGCUCUCUUAAUGUCAUUGAUGCUGAACCUUUGAGGCGUAAAGGAGCACUAAGAUGAAUGGAAUACCUUUUAUGAGAAGCAGAAGAUAAUAUCUUCAGAUAAUACCAAUCAGUAACAAAGUAUAUAUUAUAUCAUAAUAUUGAAAGAAAUAUUGGAAAUCUCUCUUAUAAAUGAGAAUUUCGUUGUUAUCAUUGGAAUGAUGUAUUCAUUUUUUCAAAGUAAAAAAAUUACAUUUUGUAAAUAUU